AUGGCCAUGCCGCAGAAAUCACGAUGGAGUGUUUCUGUUCCGGAGGUGGACAUCCCCACCUAUCUCUUCGGCUCCCCUACAGCUCCACUAGGCGACGCUCUCGCCUUUGCUGAUGCCGAAGACCCAGAGGCGCUGCGCAUGACCUGGACUGAGCUACGUCUCUGGUCCCAGCGUUUAGCUGCAGGAUUACAAGCCGCAGGAUUAAGAGAAGGUGAUCGAGUCGUCAUCCUCAGUGGCAACGAUGUUUUAUUCCCUGUCAUCAGCAUUGGCGUUAUCAUGGCUAGCGGCAUAUACCAGUCCGCGAAUCCGCACUGCAAUGCCCGCGAGUUGGCAUACCAGCUAAGCCUCACCACGCCUCGGUUCAUGCUGGUCAGCGAAGUAACUCUAGCCUGCGCUCUGGAUGCCGCCACAAUGGUAGGCAUGGGGUGGGAACGUGUUUUCGUGUUUAACGACGCUCCACUUAUCAAGGAUGGCGGUGGUGAUGAUAAUUCUAAAACUGGAGUGAAGCACUGGAAGCAUUUACUAGCGCCGAAAGAGACAGAUUUCGUGAUGAGCCUCGAUCCUAACCUCCGCACGAAAGAGCUGGCGGCCAAUAAUUCCAGGUGGCUAUGCACCAUUCCACUCUACCACGGCCUAGCCCUAUGCUAUUUCUGCACCAUUUCCAUCGCGAGACGGGUCCCGUCGUACAUUAUGCGGCAUUACGAGAUCGACCGUAUGCUAGAAAAUAUCCAGAAGUUUCGUAUCACGGAGCUGCACCUUGUGCCGCCCAUCAUCGUGGCCAUGACCAAACAUUCUGUGUUGAAGAGUGGCAAGUAUGACAUUAGCAGCGUCACUAAGACUUUCUCGUGCGCAGCACCGUUAGGUCCAGAACCGACUUUUCAGUACGAAUCGCUUUGGCCCAAGGGACACAUGAAUGUUAAGCAGGGCCUUGCGUCCACUGAAUCCUGCUGCAAUACUAUCGGUUGGGAUCCUACACUAACGGCAGUAGCCGGCUCCGUUGGUGAGCCUAUGCCGAACUGUGAGAUUAAGCUGAUGGAUGAUGAAGAGAAUGAGGUUGCACCGGGCCAAAGCGGGGAAAUAUGGUUCCGUGGUCCGAAUAUUAUGAAGGGUUACUGGCAAAACAACAAGGCAACCGGUGAGGCUAUUACCCCAGACGGAUGGCUGAGGACAGGAGAUGUGGCGCGCCAAGAUGAGAAUGGGUGGUAUUAUGUCGAAAUGAUCAAGGUGAAAGGCGUCCAGGUCUGGCCUGCUGAGCUGGAAGCACUCCUUCUCGAUCACCCUGCUGUCAAUGAUGCUGCCGUUUUAGGCGUGAGAAAGGAUGACGAUGAGUACCCUCGUGCCUACGUUGUAGUAGCGCCGGGGGCUUCCGUCUCUGUGGAUGACAUCGCGCAAUUCGUCCACAACAAGGUAUCAACGAUCAAGAGACUCACAGGUGGCGUUGUCUUCACCGACAACAUACCCAAAGCUCCGUCUGGGAAGAUUUUGCGACGAGUUAUCAGAGAUGCUAUCGCGAAGAAUUCGAAAUUGUAA
Messenger RNA from Penicillium cataractarum, 1530 nucleotides. RefSeq lists its product as uncharacterized. Gene Ontology annotation, biological process: secondary metabolic process. Bases 1 to 1530 code for a protein of 509 amino acids. NCBI's taxonomy places the organism in Eukaryota, Fungi, Ascomycota, Eurotiomycetes, Eurotiales, Aspergillaceae. Gene Ontology annotation, molecular function: CoA-ligase activity. The transcript has 6 exons. The record is from RefSeq and is a predicted model, not a curated record.